AUGCCCAUCUCUAUUCGCAAGGCCGUCGCGGCCGACAUACCGUUCAUGGGUGCUCUGGACCUGGCCGGGUACCGCAACAGUCCUUUCCGCCGCGCCAUGUUUCCCCCGGAGCGCCGCGUCAAACCCGGGGACGGCGAUGCGCUGGAGUGGUUCGAAAGGGGUGCCAAAAGAGCGCUGGGCUCUACCACGACUCACUACAUUGUCGCUCUGGAGGAUGAGGGCUCCCCCGCCGAGACGGUCGUGGGCAUGGCCGUCUGGGGCGCACCGCAAACAGCAGCUGCGGCUGCUACACAGGAUAUGGGGACUUCUGUUAACAAGGCGCAGGGAGUGGAAGCAGAGCCCAAAGGGCCACCGCCGGGUCUGCCUUCGUAUAUAGGCUACGAGCGAGUGAUGGAAGCGAACAAGGAAAUUCAUGCAAUGCUAGAUUCACAGGAUACAUUGGAUGAGAAAGCACGAAGUGACAUGUGGAAUCUCGACGCCAUCGUCGUCGACGAGAGGCAUCGUCGCAAAGGCAUCGGCAAGGCCCUUGUACAAUGGGGCAUUGACCAGGCGAGUAGGGAGGGCAGGAAAACAUGGCUCAUAGCGACUUCGGAUGGCAAGAAGCUGUACGACGCCAUGGGCUUCGCCGUUGUCGGAUCUGGCUCGCGGUGUGGUGAAGCGCAGCACAUCAUGGUCCGCAGUGCAACAUAG
This is a messenger RNA of Akanthomyces muscarius, 690 nucleotides long. RefSeq lists its product as uncharacterized. The transcript is spliced from 2 exons. Gene Ontology annotation, molecular function: acyltransferase activity, transferring groups other than amino-acyl groups. The record is from RefSeq and is a predicted model, not a curated record. NCBI's taxonomy places the organism in Eukaryota, Fungi, Ascomycota, Sordariomycetes, Hypocreales, Cordycipitaceae. Bases 1 to 690 code for a protein of 229 amino acids.